Daphnia pulex (common water flea) is the source of this 1211-nucleotide messenger RNA. RefSeq names its product bone morphogenetic protein receptor type-1B-like. Lineage: Eukaryota; Metazoa; Arthropoda; Branchiopoda; Diplostraca; Daphniidae. Gene Ontology annotation, molecular function: transmembrane receptor protein serine/threonine kinase activity; ATP binding. Bases 281 to 553 code for a protein of 90 amino acids. The transcript is spliced from 3 exons. Gene Ontology annotation, cellular component: membrane. Gene Ontology annotation, biological process: protein phosphorylation. The record is from RefSeq and is a predicted model, not a curated record.
UUGAUCGUUUGAUUGUUAGGAUUUGUACAUUGUAGAGGAACAAUUUUCUAGAAUAUGGGAUUUCUAUUAUGAUUACGAGACUGAAAUUUAGAAAUCAAAUAGUUUUUUGGUCUAAUUUUGUUUAAGUAUUUCUUCCCACAUAUGUAUCUUCGAUAAUUAGCUCUGUACAGUUUUCUUAUGAAUUUGAUUGCAGUGCAAAGGCCACCUUAUUCCUCAUUUAGUACCCAAAUCAAUACAAUGUUGUUACCAGUGUGAUCAUUGUAACAGAUUGCUAUCUCCUAUGUAUGAAAUACGCAGUACUAUACCUGAUCCCAAUUCUGGGUUGGGGUCUGAUGAAAAUGUUCACUAUUUGGCUUUACUAGUUUCAGUCGCAGCCAGUGUGAUCAUUCUCUUUGUUAUGGUUGUAUGUGUAUAUCUGCAUUACAAAAAGAAAGACGAACAAGUUUCCAUUAUCAAAGCUCCUUGUGUACCAUACCUUCGAGGAAAUUCAACGAUCAAGGACAUGUUAGAUCAUAGCCAGAGUUCUGGUUCUGGUUUACCUUUACUGGUUUAAAGAACAAUAGCCAAGCAGUUAGUUAUGGGCCAUUCCAUAGGUAAAGAUUGAUAUGGUGAAGUUUUGAUGGCCAAAUGGAUGGAAGAAAAAGUUGCUGUCAAGGUGUUUUUCACAACUGAAGAAGCUUCUUGAUUUAGAGAAACAGACAUUUACUCACUGUACUCCUACGUUGACUGUACUCAUGAGACAUUCUGGGUAUAGUUUUUAAAUUUAUUUUUAUUUGGUAUCCUUUAAAUAAAUUAUGAAUUUAAAACAAAAACUUUAGGUUUCAUUGCUGCUGAUAUCAAAGGAACGGGCUCUCUUGGACAUAUAUGUUACCUACUCAUUACCGACUAUCAUGAACUUGGAUCUUUAUUACACGAUUUUCUUCAACAAUAUUCUCCUGGCGGAGUAGCAGCUGGAAGGUUAGCAUUUACGUAAGACGUUUAUGUUGAGGAUCUCGAUUUCUUCAUGCUGGCAUUCAUGAGAAUUUGUUUUACAACAUCAAUAGCAACUACACCCAAUAUUUUUCUUGUUCAUGUUAAACUGCAACUCACGUUCUUUAACAUCUGAAAUUUAUUAUUAACAUUAAUUUGGAAAUUCAAGUUUUCAUCAUAAUAAAUCAUGCAAUUAAAUUAAUAAUGUAAUUAUAUUCGCAAAUUAUACAUAUUUAUUGUUA